Parasteatoda tepidariorum (common house spider) is the source of this 779-nucleotide messenger RNA. NCBI's taxonomy places the organism in Eukaryota, Metazoa, Arthropoda, Arachnida, Araneae, Theridiidae. The record is from RefSeq and is a predicted model, not a curated record.
UCCAUUUUCCACAGUGUUGUGCGUUUCUCUCAGAGGAAUACUAAUCAAGUAUUUUCUGAUGGCAUCUCAACAAAAUACGAGUAUCAAAGUCUGCUGCCGUAUACGAGAGCAAAAUGAAAAAGAUAAGGAGGCUUUGGUACACAGUUAUGAAUUUCCAGAUAAAAAAUCAAUAUUACAUUUGCAUUCUGACAAGGUGUAUACUUUCGAUCAAAUAUUUGAUCCGAAUUCAUCCCAAGAACAAGUAUACGAUGAUGUUGCUAAACCCAUAGUUGCCAAAGAUGAGACAGUUUCAGUUCGUCAAGAAAACGUAGCAGUUAUUUCGGAUUCUUCUUUUUAUUUAUCCGAGAAUGCCCCACAGUGUAUCCAAGUAUUUGAUAACUACAUAAAAGAUGCUACUACGUAUACUGAACUCCAAUCCCCGGAUCCGUAUAUUCACCCGACUACCUCCGGAUUGUGGUUUGAGGAACCAAGAAACGUUCGAUUGCCUACCGUCACGAGCAGAAGAACAAGGGGUCGAGGAUUUUUGUCAAGAUAUACCAGUUUUAAAUCAAAAGAUCGUGGAAGGAAUAAUGGCGGUGGAAUGUCCAGGGAAGAAAAAAAGAGAAUUGCCUGCAUUCGAAAGAGAAGUAGCAUACAAGAGAUGAAUGAAGGAUUCGACAGAUUAAGUGAUGUUCUACCAACUACGGAACCUCCUGGAAAAAAACUGUCCAAAUUAGAAUGUCUCAGGUAUUUCUCUUCUGGAGAUUUGGUUUAACUCAAAUGCAUACUAUAACACUAAA